GCAAGCAAAAUGAAAUGGUAUUGGUAUAAGAUGCCCUCAUAUCUCCCCUAAGCGACCAAGAGGAUAUGGAUACCUCACCUCCAGUGCUGUUGGAUACCUCGUACAGCGUCUCCGACUCGGACUCGGAGGUGAAACCUCGUAGAAGCUAUUGCUCGUCUCUGAAAGAUACAUGGAAGGUGGAACGCCCACUGGGCAACAAUGAACUAUCUUACUUUCUUCCCUCUCGCGCGGAUGGCGUUAAUGACAUGUACCUUCACUUGGGCUUCGUUGCUCCAGAACAUGUCAUUCGCCGAGCCCGUGUUCUUAUGGUCUGGGCAAUCCUUCGUAUUCGUCAUCCACUCCUAGCUUCAAAGGUCGUCAUGCAAGAUUAUGACGACGUCAGAUUUGUGUUCAACCCCCCGCAAUCUCCUGAAGAUGCUUUGGUUGAUGCAGACAGCAAUUUGGAAUACAGAUCUUCAACCAAGGAUGAACUCAUCGAUUCAUAUCUAAACGGAGCACGAACAUUGUCGAACGACCGCUUGUCCUAUCUUGUUGUGUCUCAAGGAGGCACAUCUUUACCUAGCCCCCCUCUAACGCCUCGCUCUACGUCACCGUUUGACGAACCCGAAUAUCCUUCAUAUAAUCAUGACAUCAUGAUUUGUGCCGCUCACUUUUUGGGAGAUGGCAUGGCGUUGCACCAAUUUGCAAACGACUUUUUUGGACUGCUCGGCGGUGACAAAACCAUUCUUGAACUUGAGGCUCAGCUGAAGGAGGAGCUCAGCUCCCGAUGGGGCACAGACUCUACGAACGCCGUAUUACCGAAUGCCUUGGAAGACAACUUUACCGUCAGUCCUAGUAGACUGCGCAGGGCAGCCGAAAAGGUCGACUUCCAGUUAAGUCAGCGAAGAUUUGUGGGCGGUCAUUCGUUCCGGCGACAAACAAAGCAGCCUAGGCAUACCAUUGUUCCGACUGUUUCGUAUGACGCUGAGCGGACGAAAAGCAUUCUGAAAAGAUGCAAAACGCAUGGUGUUUCCGUCUCUGCAGCUACGUUUGCUGCAUGUAACAUUGCAUGGGCAAAGAUGUGCUCUGAGAAACAAGACUUGUCAAUGAUGAUGUACUCGGCUUUAAACCUGCGCCCAUAUUUCACGGUGAAACCAGCAAAUGAUUCGUACUGGUUUCUUGCGAUCGGCUAUUUCAACGUGAUUCUUCCAACCUUUAUACCUCGGUCGAUCGACUUGUCCUCGGUAUUCUGGCAUCGGGCCCGAGUUGCAAAGGAGCAGAGCAUUCAAGCUGCCAAAAACAAGAUGAUCGUGUCACGUAGUCUCUUGAUGACUGAAGAGAGGGGAAAACGGGCUUGUAUCUGGGCUAAAGAAGACGAUGAAAGGGAACGUGGAACAUUUGUCCCCCCCCCUCCUCCUGUUCCGGCCGUGGACACCGCACCACGCACGCCUUCUACUGCAUUAAUCGGCUUAUCCCUUCUAGGAAACCUCGAUGGCAUAUACAAACAUGGAACGUUCCCUGCUAUCAAGCUCCACACACUAACGACUGGUUCGCGGCAGCGGUCCGGAGGCAUGCUGCUAUUUGGGUACACGUUCGCUGGCAAGUUGUGGGUCAGCCUCGGAUAUGAUAAAAAUGGCUUUGAUAAGGUAAUGGUGGAGCAGUUCUGGGAGAACAUGCUGCAGACGAUGGACGAAUUGCUUUGAAAUGAUAUCAAUACUAAUUGUAGCAUGGCAGAAGCGAAGGGGAACCGAACUGUGCGAAUUUACCCCAAGGACUAGUUAAGUCUACGUAUAACCCAGACGUUUUCUCUUGCUAUCUAUAGUUGUGGACUUUAUCCUCGCUUACUAUCUUUCUUCCACUCCCACGUAGUUAUUAGACGAAGGUCUUCGUCAAAUGGACAUCCGAUUUCCUCGACCUCGUGCCCGGCAAAUUGCGUUUCAUCGAUCGAUUACGAUCGAUCUAAACUAUGCCCAUCAGGAAUACCACGUUACACGUAGG
Suillus discolor is the source of this 1977-nucleotide messenger RNA. RefSeq lists its product as uncharacterized. The record is from RefSeq and is a predicted model, not a curated record. Bases 66 to 1682 code for a protein of 538 amino acids. The transcript has 7 exons. NCBI's taxonomy places the organism in Eukaryota, Fungi, Basidiomycota, Agaricomycetes, Boletales, Suillaceae.